AUAAAUGUGUCGUCUAUGAAGGCUUGACGGAUCAACCGUUUGGUGGUUGGAAAGUUACACGUCGCCGUAUGGGUUUGAACGAUUCCCAGCCAAGCCCUGAAUCACAAAACAUUAAACGUGCACAUGAAGCUAGCAAACAAAAGUAUGAUGCACCAAAACACUCUGAAGAUUGUGUGAACCAAAGAAAAACAGUCGUGAACACAGGCAGUGAUGAUUUUGUUGACAACACAUCUAAUUUGAAACGUGAUAAGAUUAUGGCGUCACGAAUG
Striga hermonthica is the source of this 269-nucleotide messenger RNA. The record is from the annotation of a GenBank genome assembly. Lineage: Eukaryota; Viridiplantae; Streptophyta; Magnoliopsida; Lamiales; Orobanchaceae.